Poecilia latipinna (sailfin molly) is the source of this 3610-nucleotide messenger RNA. Its product is annotated as ankyrin-1-like. Lineage: Eukaryota; Metazoa; Chordata; Actinopteri; Cyprinodontiformes; Poeciliidae. Gene Ontology annotation, molecular function: protein binding. The coding region runs from base 668 to 3595 and encodes 975 amino acids. Gene Ontology annotation, cellular component: cytoplasm. The record is from RefSeq and is a predicted model, not a curated record. The transcript is spliced from 26 exons.
CUACACAGAUGGACACACAGCAGGUCUAUGAGAUACUGGGAAAUUAAAUACAGGAAAAGGAAACAAAAUCAAUGCAGCAUGAGAAGGGAGAGCUGACUUUGAUUUAAAGCUGCUCUUGCUAUUUGCCAACUGUCAGUUCAUCCUUUUGCAAUCUUUGUUGAUGGGGAGGGUGGCAGGAGGAUCGAAGCCAUUUUACAGCAUGUGGGGAAGAGAUGCAGGGAAGGAAAGUAGCUAUAAAAGAAGACAAACCUGUUUGUGUACCUUUAUAUACUCUCUCUGUCUUUGGAUUAGUGAAGGAGGGAGACCUGAGAUGAAAAAGAAACUGAGCACAGAAAGUGAGAUAGGGAAGAGUGUGCAAAAGAGAGAGAGGGAGAGAGGGAGGGAGAGGAAGAGAGCUGUGCUGCAGUAGCAUCCCACAGCAGACGGCUGAGGACCGCCGCUGUGUGUGUGUGACUGCACUGCUGACGAGGAGGAGGAGGCAGAGGGUGAGCACGCUCACAGACUCUGCAGGGCCACAGAGGAACAACAGUCAGCAGCAGCGCUAGUGUUGGCCCGCAUCAGGUAGGAGACCCGUCCCCUCCGCAAGAGCGUUGUAACAAGAUCUGGACACGCCAACGCCGCAGAUACCCGCACCAGCAGCAGCAGCAGCAGCAACAACACCACCAACAUGGCACAAGCAGCCAAACAUCUCCGCAAGAACAAGGAUUUAGAAGCCCAGUUGGAGAAGGAAGAGAAAGAGAAAGAGGAGGAGAGGCUGAGAAAGAGGAGUCGCUCCCGGGAUAAAAAGCGCAAGGCCCACGCCGUGCAUCGCUGGCUAAUCGAUCAGGACAGUAGUGUGAGCUCUGAGAUGCCGGAUGGCCAAGGAGUAUGGCACUAUGAUGAUGAAGCAGAUGCUGGCAACAGUUUUCUCCGAGCGGCUCGAUCUGGCAACCUGGACAAGGCCUUGGAACAUAUAAAAAAUGGCAUUGAUAUCAAUACAGCCAAUCAGAAUGGGCUCAACGGGCUGCAUCUGGCCUCCAAAGAAGGCCACGUCAAAAUGGUGCUGGAGUUGCUUCACAACGGAAUCACACUGGAGACCACCACAAAGAAAGGGAACACCGCCCUCCACAUUGCAGCUCUGGCAGGGCAGGAGCAGGUGGUCACAGAGCUGGUAAACUAUGGGGCCAAUGUCAACGCUCAGUCCCAGAAAGGUUUCACUCCACUCUACAUGGCAGCACAAGAAAACCAUCUAGAGGUUGUGAAGUUUCUCCUGGAGAACGGAGCCAAUCAGAGCAUUCCAACAGAGGAUGGAUUCACGCCGCUCGCCGUGGCUCUUCAGCAGGGGCAUGAGAAUGUCGUAGCUCUGCUCAUCAACUAUGGCACCAAGGGAAAGGUCCGGCUCCCUGCACUGCACAUUGCAGCACGAAAUGACGAUACGCGCACAGCUGCGGUGCUUUUGCAGAAUGACCCUAACCCCGACGUCCUCAGCAAGACUGGAUUCACACCCCUCCACAUUGCUGCACAUUAUGAAAACUUGAACGUGGCACAACUGCUGCUUAAUCGAGGAGCAAACGUAAACUUCACUCCAAAAAACGGCAUCACCCCUCUGCACAUUGCUUCCAGACGAGGGAAUGUGAUCAUGGUCCGACUCCUGCUGGACCGGGGGGCCCAGAUUGAUGCCAAGACCAAGGAUGAGUUGACGCCUUUGCAUUGCGCUGCCAGAAACGGGCAUGUCAGAAUUAUAGAGAUCCUGCUGGACCACGGGGCUCCAAUCCAGGCGAAGACAAAGAAUGGCCUGUCACCAAUCCACAUGGCAGCACAAGGGGACCACAUGGACUGUGUCAAGCAGCUCCUGCAAUACAACGCAGAGAUUGAUGAUGUAACACUGGACCACCUCACUCCGCUGCAUGUGGCAGCACACUGCGGGCACCACCGCAUGGCCAAAGUACUGCUGGACAAAGGAGCGAAACCCAACUCGAGGGCUCUGAACGGCUUCACUCCUCUGCACAUCGCCUGCAAAAAGAACCACAUGCGUGUGAUGGACCUCCUGCUCAAACAGUCAGCAUCACUAGAAGCUGUGACUGAAUCAGGCUUAACCCCCUUACAUGUUGCAUCCUUUAUGGGUCAUCUCAACAUUGUGAAGAUCCUCCUCCAGAAGGGAGCUUCUCCUAGCGCCUCUAACGUGAAAGUGGAGACUCCGCUCCAUAUGGCAUGUCGGGCGGGUCACUUUGAAGUGGCAGAGUUUUUACUGGAGAACUCAGCUCCAGUGGAUGCCAAGGCAAAGGACGAUCAAACGCCUCUGCACUGUGCUGCUCGGAUGGGUCACAAAGAGCUGGUGAAGCUUCUGCUUGACCACAAAGCUAACCCCAACUCCACCACCACAGCUGGACACACGCCUCUGCACAUCGCUGCCCGGGAAGGUCACGUUCAAACAGUGCGCAUCCUGCUAGACAUGGAGGCCCAACAGACCAAAAUGACCAAAAAAGGCUUCACUCCGCUGCAUGUAGCCUCCAAGUACGGGAAGGUGGACGUGGCAGAGCUGCUGCUUGAGCGAGGAGCCAACCCUAACGCUGCUGGAAAGAAUGGUCUGACCCCGCUGCAUGUUGCUGUACAUCACAACAACCUGGAUGUUGUUAACUUGCUUGUCAGCAAAGGAGGGUCACCACAUAGCGCUGCCAGGAAUGGCUACACUGCCCUCCACAUUGCAUCCAAGCAGAACCAGGUGGAGGUGGCCAACAGCCUGCUGCAGCACGGAGCUUCAGCCAACGCUGAGUCACUGCAGGGCGUCACUCCGCUCCACCUCGCCUCGCAGGAGGGAAGGCCUGACAUGGUUUCCCUGCUCAUCUCCAAACAGGCCAACGUCAACCUGGGCAACAAGAGUGGAUUAACACCGUUGCACCUGGUGGCACAGGAGGGACAUGUAGGCAUUGCUGAUAUCCUAGUGAAGCAGGGAGCUUCGGUCUACGCUGCCACACGGAUGGGCUACACCCCUCUGCACGUAGCGUGUCAUUACGGUAACAUCAAGAUGGUGAAGUUCCUCUUGCAGCAGCAGGCCAAUGUUAACAGCAAAACAAGGCUUGGCUACACUCCUCUGCAUCAGGCAGCGCAGCAAGGACACACAGACAUUGUGACUUUAUUGCUAAAACAUGGUGCCCAACCCAAUGAGACCACGACUCAUGGCAUGUCAGCGCUGGCCAUUGCGAAAAGGCUGGGAUACAUCUCUGUCAUCGAUGUCCUGAAGCUCGUCACUGAGGAGACUGUUUCUAUGACAACAACAGAGAAGCAUCGCAUGAGUUUUCCGGAAACUGUGGAUGAGAUAUUAGAUGUGUCUGAGGAUGAAGGAAUUGCACAGCUAACGUUAGGAGAGGAGCUCUUGGGGACAGAAGGGGCCAGGUACAUGAAGAUGGAUGACAUGAAAGACCAUGAUGACGAUUUCCUCUCCCCCAAGAAAUCACUGGAGUACGAGAGAGGGCUGGGCACAGCGAAUUACUCACCGGCCAUUCCCAGGAUUCCCCGUGUCUCCCCGGAGAACGUAAAUCUGCCAGAACAUGAAAUGGAUCAGGUACUGCAAAGGCCAGAGUCAGAAAUGCAACAAACUGAAAAUAUCACAUCAUAGUUACAGGGAUUUUUU